GUAAAUGUCAACAGAAACAAAUAUCGAUAGCUGAAAAAUCGAAUAUUGUUAGUGCAAGUGCACAAGUUAGCAAGUGCGGGUAGUUCCAAAAACUCGCGCGGCCAGAUGUUGAUGUCAACCAUAAUUAUGACAACUUUAGCCAGUUUUCUCCGAGAUCACGGGGACAACGCCGUCCUCGAAACGUCAGAGGUAAAUUUAAAAACUUUUCAUACGCGAUUAAGUCCCGUUUUGUUAAAUAAUAAUGAUUAAAAAUUGUAAAAAUUUAAAUCAGUGAUUCUAGUGUUAUUUUGUGAGCAGGGUCGAUAGUUAUUUGUAGUUUUUGUCGAUAUUUUUUUUGCAUUUACUUAAAUGGCGGAGGCAUAGAUUUAUUCAGUUUAAAGCAGUUCAAAUACCGACUAACAAGGUCUACAGUCUACAGCUCACCUACUGGCUUGUUUUUAUUUAUUAUUCAUAAUAGGUCUUUACUUAUAUUUUAAAUUUGCGUUGAAUUUUGUGUAUAUGCGUAAUUUUUCAUCGUCAAUUCUUACGUAUGAGUAUGGCAUAGAUGUUAGUCAAAGUUCGUUUUUUUUUUUAAUGCUAAAGCCUAGUAUAGGUACAGGUAAUUUGUCGAUACCCUUAUAGACGUACUAAUUAUACGCGGCAAAUUUUGUUGUAAUUCACACACAAAAAGUCCUAAUUACAAUCAAAUUUUCCGCGUCAUUAGUACGAGUGUGAAUUACAGUAUUGAUGUUCCCUUUUGAAUUGAAUUUAAUCUAAAAAAAUAUUGUUUAUCUUUAAAAGUGUGACAUUUUUGGACCACAACCUGCAUCACACCUACGCCCGCCUACGCUGGGCGGACUCCGCUUGGACCAACCCCAACCAGCGCGUAUAUAAGCAUCAACCCUCCACUGCUGAGGCCACUCUAGUCCCACCUGCGCGUCACUCGCGCCGUGUCCAGACGUGCUUAGUGAUUACGACAAACUAAGACAACAACAUGAGCAUCCCCAUGCAACUCCUCCUGGUAGUCGCAGCCUUCUGCGUCCUCUCCGACGGUGCGCCGGACACACGCAUCGCACGCGCCAAGCAGCAACGCCCCACCAGGGGCUUCAAGAACCUCGAGAUGAUGACGGCGAGGGGCUUCGGGAAACGCGGCAGGGUUUCUACUAGGAGUGAACGAGAUGUCAGUGGCCAAACCCCACCAGAGCGUACCUACCGCGCAACACCGACAUACAAGAGCCCAGCUCAGCAUUACGCAAGAGACUUUGGAAAAAGAACUCCAGAAAUGGAACAAGAAGACAGAGAAUCCGAAGAGCCCAGGCGCUUUAACCCCAAGAACUUAAUGAUGGUGGCUCGGAGCUUCGGCAAACGGAGUGAUGAGACCGCUGAGGAAGAAGAAGAAAAGAGACAAAGAAGAACGGAUUUCAAGCCUGAUAACAAAAUUAAUGUUGCCGUCGGCUACGGCAAGCGAAAAAUGCCGAACAAGCGAGUGUACGGUUUGGACAACUUCUGGGAGACGCUGGCCGCGCCGGAGAGGGAAGGGCAGGAGAUGGAAGACGACAAGCUUGAAAGCAUCCCAUUGGAUUGGUUCGUGAACGAGAUCGUAAACAACCCGGACUUCGCGCGAUCCGUGGUCCGCAAAUUCGUGGAUAUCAACCAGGACGGCGUGCUAUCAUCGGACGAACUCCUCAGGAACGUGUAAACGACAUUUAAGUUACUUGUUGUAGACUUUCGGAUUGUUUCCCGUUAUAUACAUUUGUACCAACACUAUGAAGAUGAUUUGAAAAAUACGACUUAAUUAAAAUGUUACGAUACUGUGAUAUCAAAUAAAACUUACUAAUUUUGGAAAAAAAUAGUGGUGAUUAUGUUUUUGUACUCUACUAUUGUAAUGUUUGUUUAAAAAAUGAGUAAUAUAUCUAAAAUGUAUUAUCAUUACUGUAAAUAGUUUCUAAAAUAAAUCGAUGGCAUAAGAAUGUGUCCAUAAAGUAAUUCCUUAUAUCUAUGUAGGAAGGUGUAGUACUAUAUGAAUGUGUGUCUUCAAAUUUCAUCAGAAAUCUAUACUGAAAAUAUAUAUUUAAUAUUUCGAGAUUUUCAAUGUGCGUCACCCUAGUGCGACCUCUGUACUUUUGAAGUUAGCUCCUAUUUAUGUUCUUGUUUGUCAUUUAAGGUUGAGACAAUAUGUAAGUGCUGUUCCAAUACAAUUAAUAUGAAAUAACUGUUUACCAUAAUACAUUUGUUUUGUAUUAGUAUUAUCUACCUUUAGGUUCUAAAUAGUAAUUUUAUUUUAGC
Molecule: messenger RNA, 2265 nt
Organism: Cydia pomonella (codling moth)
Lineage: Eukaryota; Metazoa; Arthropoda; Insecta; Lepidoptera; Tortricidae
Product: allatotropins-like
Exons: 9
Coding region: 974-1678 (234 amino acids)
Source: RefSeq, a predicted model, not a curated record